Gopherus evgoodei (Goodes thornscrub tortoise) is the source of this 1489-nucleotide messenger RNA. RefSeq names its product protein tyrosine kinase 6 (gene PTK6). Gene Ontology annotation, biological process: cell surface receptor protein tyrosine kinase signaling pathway; cell differentiation; innate immune response. The coding region runs from base 140 to 1489 and encodes 449 amino acids. NCBI's taxonomy places the organism in Eukaryota, Metazoa, Chordata, Testudines, Testudinidae. The record is from RefSeq and is a predicted model, not a curated record. Gene Ontology annotation, molecular function: ATP binding; non-membrane spanning protein tyrosine kinase activity; signaling receptor binding. The transcript has 8 exons. Gene Ontology annotation, cellular component: extrinsic component of cytoplasmic side of plasma membrane.
UAGAGACAAGCAUUCCAGGGCUGCUCGGCACAGCUUUUUAAAGAGCUCAUGGCUGGAAAACUAUAAGAACCUCGUCGACGUUGGCUCUGCUGCGGGGAGACCUAACUCCUGCCAUAAUUCAGCUCCUCUACCCGGUAGCAUGAAUUCCAGGCUUGGAACCAGUCCUCUGUACACCAGCCUCUGGGACUUUGAUGCUAGGACACGGACAGAAAUCAGCUUCCAGGCAGGAGACCUCUUCCAGGUCAUCAGGCAAGAAGGAGAAUGGUGGUGGGCCAGGAAAGUCGACGGCUCGAACAGGAUCCUAGCCGAAGGUUAUGUUCCUUACAAUUACUUAGCUGAGCAGGAGACAAUGGAGGCAGAAUCCUGGUUUUUUGGGCAGAUCUCGCGUUCCGAGGCAUUACACAGGCUGCUGUCAGAAAAGAACAAGACGGGGGCCUUUCUAAUCCGAAUCAGUGAGAAAAAAGAUACUGACUACGUGCUUUCAGUUCGGGAUGACUCAAUUGUGAGGCACUACAAGAUCUGGCGGAACUCCCAGGGGAACCUCUACAUGAACGCUGCGCUCUCCUUCCCGGAUCUGCUCAGCCUAGUGGAGCAUUACAAAGCGAAGAAUCUUACCCACGGCCUGAGACUGACAAUCCCCUGCUGGAAGCAAGAACAAGAGCCUCUGCCUCACUGGGAUGACUGGGAAAGACCCAGAGAAGAAUUCAGUUUCAUCAAGAAGCUGGGAGCUGGAUACUUUGGAGAAGUUUAUGAAGGAUACUGGAAAAAGAAGGUCAAAGUUGCAAUUAAAACAAUCCCCAAAGCUGACCUGACAUACCAGGCCACUUUCAAGAACGAAAUCGAGGUAAUGAAGAAUCUGAGGCACAAGCACAUCCUCUCCCUCUAUGCCAUCUCUUCUGUUGGAGAUCCUGUCUACAUCAUCACCGAGCUCAUGCUCAAAGGAAACCUGCUAGAUUUUCUCCGAGAGUCAGAAAGGGAGCAUCUGGAAAUGACCGAUUUGGUUGACAUGGCAUCCCAGGUGGCUGAUGGGAUGUGCUACUUAGAGUCUCAGAAUUUUGUUCACCGAGAUUUAGCUGCUAGAAAUAUUCUUGUUGGAGAAAACAACAUCUGCAAAGUGGGUGACUUCGGCCUGGCCAGGCUUAUCAAGGAUGAUGUGUACUUGUCUUACUCCAGGAAUAUCCCCUAUAAAUGGACAGCCCCUGAGGCCAUUUCACAUGGACGCUAUUCCACCAAGUCCGACGUUUGGUCUUUUGGGAUCCUUCUAUAUGAAAUUAUCACCUAUGGACAGAUUCCAUAUCCAGGUAUGAGUAAUAGUGAGGUUUGCCAAAAAGUCCAAACAGGUUUCCAGAUGUCCUGCCCACCAAAGUGCCCACCCAUGCUCUAUGAAAUCAUGCGCAAGUGCUGGCACCUCAGUCCAGAUCAGAGGCCUGACUUCCAGCACCUCAAAGGGAAACUCCACAGUUUCACACACUACGAGAACCCAGGGUGA